This is a messenger RNA of Schistocerca gregaria, 2891 nucleotides long. RefSeq names its product anillin-like. Lineage: Eukaryota; Metazoa; Arthropoda; Insecta; Orthoptera; Acrididae. The transcript is spliced from 13 exons. Gene Ontology annotation, cellular component: actomyosin contractile ring. The record is from RefSeq and is a predicted model, not a curated record. Gene Ontology annotation, biological process: mitotic cytokinesis; septin ring organization; actomyosin contractile ring assembly. The coding region runs from base 287 to 2665 and encodes 792 amino acids.
GUGGGUUCUAGGUCCGUGUGUAGCGGGACCGCCGCGAUCACUGUUUGCUCGCGUCUUGCCACCAGUGGAGUGUGGACUUGCUCUAUAGUCGCUGAUUCGAGAACGUUUGGAAAUGACUGCUCGCGUAUAAUUUUAAAAGACAUUUGUGAAAAACUUUUAGUGCAAGCCAUUACGUCGCAGCUCGGGCGCGUUUCAUACGACUACGCGAAUAUCAACAGCUGUUCUUCAGACCUGCUUUCCAAGCUUGGGCAAGAACCGUUUCGCCUUGAGGAACUGAUAGUCGACGAUGGGCAGAGACGAAGAAAUCACAUCUAUUAUCAUUCAGAGAAUGAUACAAAGAAGCAAUAACCUGAGAAGCAAUGCAGCAGCAAAUAGUGACAGAGAUGAAGAGAGGGCAGUGAUUUUAAAUGCUGUUGGUGCUAAUCAAAUCUGUUCAGAAGUUUCAGGUUCCCACACUUCUCAAAGAAUUAAUUAUGAAGACAAAAAUUUUCAUUGUGUCUUUCCAUGGAAUAGACUGUCUUUUUCAUUGACUGAGUAUAUCUCUCCUGUUGAGGAAGUUGAAAAGGAACGAUCUAGUAUUGUUAGUUUUCCAGUCCAUCAUGCUACACAGAAGACAUCACAAAAUUUUAAAGAAUCCAUCACUGAUUAUUCUCCAAGGAGUAAUGAAAGUAGUUUAGAAGAUCUUAACACUGAACACAAAUGUUCAAGGACAGAUUCUUCCAUCACAAGUCCAAAUGGAAAUACCAGUGUCAAUAAGACGGGAAAUACUGAAUUUUCUGAUUGUUUCCAUUGCAAUGCUAUGUUGGUUCAUAAAGACUUGCGUAAAUGGAAGAAAGCAAUAUCUACUCAAAUGGACUCUCCAGAAAAAGCCCUAGUUAGUGUAUCCAGUGAUAAAUCUACUAAUACCUGGGGCUAUGACCAGGAUCAUCUGACUUCAUUUGUACUAAGAGAAAGAGAUUUUAUCACAAGAGAUCUGCAAAGAUCUAAAGUGAGACCAUGUAAAAGAUUCAAAAGUCCUCUAAGGUCAUCAUCACCUGAACUUGAAGUAUCUGUAAAUACUGAGUUUCUAGUUUCACAGCAAGAGAGGCAUGAACAAGAGGAAAAUGGAACAUCAAUGGAAUCCAUUUCAACAAUACCUGAUAAACAAACUGAUUGUGCAUCUCUUUCAGAAACACAGGAAUAUAAGGAUCUGGAGGCAAUGGUUCUGCAUGCUGCUGAAGUAAAUGAGAGAGAGAACAUGGAAGAGAAUGUGACACAGCUGGUUGAAGCAGCCACAUACAAUGUAGACUGGUUUCUGAGGGAUGCUCUUGGUGAUGAAAUGGACAUCUCCAUUUGCACUGACAGUCAAGAUGGCCAAGUCAUAAAGCCAGAUUUUCCUGAGGAAUACUGUUCAUCUAACCAUGGAGAACCAUUAUUCCACACAGUUAGCAGUUACCGAAUGUUAACCAACCUCAAAAGACAGAAAAUAAGACCACAUUUAUCAUCAGUGAGAAUGUGCAUUGCUGAUGCACCUACAUCACCCACAGAAAAACAAGUGCAAGCUGCAGUGCAGUCACUACUUUCAAAGGCAGACAUACAUAUGUCAAUAAUUAUUCAAGCAAGCAAAGCACUUGUUGUUUGUGAGCAGUCAAAAGAGUUUAUAUCAUCACGUGAGAGAGUAGAGUGUGAAAGAAUCCUGCUCAUAUCAACACACAUACGAAAUGCUGCUUAUGGUGAAAUUCACCGUUUAAAAUUUGAAGAUUCUGAAGACACUCAUAUUUGUUUUGGAAAAGGAACUAUCUACAUAAGUGAUCUGGCACUAAAAGUAAAGGAAGAUUUUCAUAAAUCCACAUUACUUGACAUGGAAAUGAGAACAUGGUUUGUAUGUUUAAUGUCUCACAAUGGCAGAGUGCUCGCUACAGAAGCUGAAGCAUACACCAAAGAAGGACACAUUAGAUUCUCAGGAUGUUAUACAUUCACUGAAUUGCGGAAAGAUUUUACCAUAAGAGUUCAAGUUUAUUGUUUGAAACUGAGAAAACAGAUACCAGGAUGUCAGUCUAAACCUCUCUCAUUGAUGCCAAUGGCAGUUUUUGGGUGUCCAGUCACAUGUAAAAAAGCAAAGAAUAGUUGGAGGAAGGCUAGACCAGAUUUGCAUGAAAGAAUAAAAACUUCCUCAUUCACUCCAGCAGGAGAGCUUCAUUUGCGAGUUCAUGAUGUUCACUGCUCUAAGCCUUGGCCACUACGUAAGGUACCUCCUUCGUCACCUCUAGUUGGCACAAUUGAUUUGGAGCUCAAAACAUCACUUAAACUAAUGGCUGAAUAUUCAGGAUUUUUAAAUUUGUCUGAAGAAUUCUCAUUGCCUGGAUCAUGGCAGAGAUACUGGUUUUAUUUGAAAGAACAUAUGUUAUAUUAUUGGAAUUAUCCAUUAGAUAAAGAUAUAAAGGAACCCGUUGGGAAAAUUGAUCUUAGCAAAUGUUUGACAAAAACCAUUGGUUCAGUAAGCAGGAGUCAGUGUGCUCGACCAAGAACUUUCGUCAUAGAGACAAGUGCACAAGACACUAUAUCUACUGCCAUGAGGCACUUCCUGUCGGCAGAUACUGGUCUGGAAAUGAAUCAGUGGUGCAGUGUUUUGAACAAAGUUAUUAGAUCAAUGAGGGAGUGGAAUAUUAUCAAUUUUAACCUUUGACAAAAAGCUAACAAAUGGCAUAUUUGAAAAUUCACUUUUGCAGAAGACUGUAUCCUUUUCUACCAUUGUUAAAUGAGUAAUACUAAUAGUAUGUAAUUUUGGAUGCAAUUUGUUACUGUAAUAAAAGAAUUUUAAACCCAGCAUUGUACAAUAGUGCUCUGAGUUGUAAGUUAUUUUAAAAGACUGGUCUUUUAUAGAAGAAAUUAAAUUAAUUUUAUUAUCUACA